AUGGUAUAUCGCACGUUUAGCACCCAUCAUAGGAUACCAGGUAUAUCAGAGCUUACAAUUCUGUUAGAGCACAGUUCAAUGAAUAGCAUUCGGAGUUUUGCUACAACAAAAUGUUCAAACUUCUCUUUGUAUUUGUCUGUCUUUCGUUGGUGUUCUCAGAGAUGGACGCUGCACCCCAGAGAAGAGCUACGUGUGAGCUUGGGACUGCAACAUUUUUCGGAAUCUCGCUUGGAGCUUCGGCCUGUUCCGCUCACUGUUGGACUCUCGGACACUCUAGUGGUUAUUGUGACAGCCACAAUGUUUGUCAUUGUAACUAGAAUGUCCGUGAAGACUGAAAAACUGUUCCUAUUUUAUAAGACACACAAUUUCAAUAAAUAAUUUGUGCACUUUCAAA
Molecule: messenger RNA, 394 nt
Organism: Saccostrea echinata
Lineage: Eukaryota; Metazoa; Mollusca; Bivalvia; Ostreida; Ostreidae
Exons: 5
Coding region: 1-378 (125 amino acids)
Source: RefSeq, a predicted model, not a curated record